This is a messenger RNA of Carlito syrichta (Philippine tarsier), 2076 nucleotides long. RefSeq names its product Sad1 and UNC84 domain containing 5 (gene SUN5). The transcript has 20 exons. The record is from RefSeq and is a predicted model, not a curated record. Gene Ontology annotation, cellular component: meiotic nuclear membrane microtubule tethering complex; nuclear envelope. NCBI's taxonomy places the organism in Eukaryota, Metazoa, Chordata, Mammalia, Primates, Tarsiidae. Gene Ontology annotation, biological process: nuclear envelope organization. Gene Ontology annotation, molecular function: protein-membrane adaptor activity.
AUGAACACUUCCUUCUCCUCAGUGUUUCCAGCACAGGGGAUCUGGGUGACAGCCAGUGAUGUGACAGAGGGAGACCCUCCGCAGCCCGUCCCCAGGGCUCAGGGCCUUUCUGCAGCAGCCAGUGUCGCUGGGGCUACCCAACGAGGCCGAAACACCUGCAGGACAGCAGGGGACCCUUUCCCAAACAUGAAUGACACCUUCCUGCUGCCUCUCCGCAUCAAUACUCAAGCCCUAGGCCUGACCCAGUGCGUGCUGGGAUGCCUGUCCUGGCUCACCUGCAUGGCCUACUUCCUGAGGAGCCAGACACAGCACAUCCUGUUCAACAACAGCAGAUGCAAGCUGCUCUGCCAGAAGAUUUUGGAGAAGAUGGGUGUCCUGGUUCUCUGUGCUUUUGGAUUCUGGAUGUUUUGUAUACAUGCACCAUCGAAAAUGGAAGUCUGGCAGGAUGACAGCGUAAAUAGUCCAUUGCAGAGCUUGAGUCUGUACCAGAAGGUGCGACAUCACAGUGGGGAAAUCCAGGACCUCAGAGGCAGCAUAAACCUGGUCAUUGCCAAGCUCCAGGAGAUGGAAGCCAUGUCAGAUGAGCAGAAAAUGACCCAGAAGAUCAUGAGGAUGAUCCAGGGAGAUUACAUCGAGAAGCCAGACUUCGCCCUGAAGUCUAUAGGAGCCAGCAUUGACUUCGCACACACAUCGGCCACGUUCAACCACGACAAGGCGCGCUCCUACUGGAACUGGAUCCGGCUGUGGAACUACGCGCAGCCCCCGGACGUGAUCCUUGAGCCCAACAUGACACCCGGCAGCUGCUGGGCCUUCGCGGGUGACCGUGGCCAGGUGACCGUCCGGCUGGCCCAGAAGGUCUUCCUGUCCAACAUCACGCUGCAACACAUUCCCAGGACCAUCUCGCUGUCGGGCAGCUUGGACACCGCCCCCAAGGACUUCGUGGUCUAUGGCAUGGAGAACUCUCCCAAGGAGGAGGCGUUCCUGGGGGCGUUUCAGUUUCAGCCAGAAAACACCAUUCAGAUGUUCCCGCUCCAGAACCGUCUGAACCGGGCUUUUGGUGCAGUCAAGGUGAAGAUCUCGAGUAACUGGGGGAACCCACGCUUCACCUGCCUGUACCGUGUGCGCGUGCAUGGCUCUGUGACGCCGCCUGGAGAGCAGCCUAGCUAGGACCCCACCCCAGAGACCAUUACCGAGCACACGCCGAGCACCCAGGCACCUUCGCAACAGCCCCAGAAGGCCCAUGCCACAGAUGGGGACAGCAAGUACUACCUGGGUCCUGUGUCGAGGGAAGCGCCGUAUGGCUCUCACGUGAUGAGUGUGAGCUGCUUCGCACACGCGGAGGGAAGGGGAGGGGCCACACUGUCCGUGGGUGAUGAGUGCGAACUGCCUCGUGUACCGGGGAGAGAGGUCACAUCGCGCGCGGCGACGAAGCGGCCCUGCUUCGCGCCUAGGAAGGGUCGCGUCGCGCCGUGCCUCUGGGAGGAGUGUGGGCGGCUCUGCACGCGCGAGAAUGCAGGGCCACGUUGCCCGAGCGUGAGGGGCGUCAACGGCUUCGCACACAGGAAGGGGCGUGAUCGCUGUCCCCGCGUGACGAGUGACAAAGAUGCGGCAACUCUGAAACCUGAGUAUGCCAGGCCCUGGGUGUCAGCCCUGCCUCUGCCUCAACAUGAGCAGAUCACUCCAGAAGUCCUGUGUGGCUUUCAGCGCAGCCGGGCCUGUGAAAUCGGAAUGCAAUCCUGUCGAGCCUCCCGCUUCCUGUCACUCUUCAAAACAGGCCUGUGCCGUCAGAGGCCUGUGUGGCAUGCUGUAUGUCCUCGGGAGUCUCUGGCUCACUCCCAGAGCCAGGGCACCAGUGGUGCCACCCUUGAGGGUGAGGUGCAACGGGCCACAGCCACUCGGAGCAGCCUGCAUGUCCUCACGGGCUCCACAGACACCGGGAAGGGCCCUGCCCACCAGCAACACCGCCCCAAGCCAGCUCCAGACCUUCUGGGAGCUGGGGACAGCGACUCCUGGGUGGAAGGGACCCUCCUUAUUGUCCCACCCCAGACCUUCACAGCUGCAGAUUCCCUGGGCUGA